UUCACGACCGGCGUCUCAGUUCCGAUUUCCAUGAACAAGAGAGGUAGCGUGGUAUUCUCGUCCGCAUUCCAAUUCAAUUAUAAACUUCCGUCGAACUUGUCAGAACUCGAGCCUACAAUAAUACCGGCCAGGCAGUCGAGGGAUCUGAAUCUGCAGGACACUUAUGCGGCUAUCGAAAAUUUAUUGAAUCGGCACGGCUGGCAGGACGGUAGGGAGUGUCUUUUGAGGACCAUUUGCGAGCUCGCGGAGACACCAUUUGGCAGGACACGUCAAGACGUUCUCGAGGAGGUGAUCCACUUAAUUUUAACGCCGAGCGAAGACGUGGCAGGGACUGCUAAUUCCAAUCACCAGAGCGUCGACCAACUGUACAGGGAAGCGGAACGACAAGGAAGAUCCGGAGGCGACUGCAUCUUGGCCUAUCCCGAUUGCAUCGAGUCACCUCUCGAAACAUUCACGGAGAUCGCAUUUCCUUAG
Molecule: messenger RNA, 474 nt
Organism: Bombus impatiens (common eastern bumble bee)
Lineage: Eukaryota; Metazoa; Arthropoda; Insecta; Hymenoptera; Apidae
Exons: 3
Coding region: 31-474 (147 amino acids)
Source: RefSeq, a predicted model, not a curated record